AUGCGCGAGGGAUGCUGCGGCGACGGUGCUCCUUUUUGCGAUAAGGAGCGCGAGUUCUCCAUGGAUGGGGAGGAAAUCGAAGGGGCACGUCGUAAAGCGGCAGACGCCCACACAACUGCUGCGUGUCUGCGAACAAAACUAAAAAUAAGAGCGUACCCCUUCUUUGUGUUUUGUUUUUAUAUGAACUGUUUUGGAACGCACGACAUGGCAGUUCCUCAGAUGGACGGCAACAAGCCUCACAUGCAAGCACGACAUUUGCAGAGGGAGAAACAAGACGAAACGAACGAGGAGCCAACGAUUUAUAAAUUUGCACAUGGGAGCUGA
Trypanosoma rangeli is the source of this 324-nucleotide messenger RNA. RefSeq lists its product as uncharacterized. The transcript has a single exon. Bases 1 to 324 code for a protein of 107 amino acids. NCBI's taxonomy places the organism in Eukaryota, Euglenozoa, Kinetoplastea, Trypanosomatida, Trypanosomatidae. The record is from RefSeq and is a predicted model, not a curated record.